AUGGGGCUGGGAAAGACUCUUAGCAUCUUAGCAUUGAUAUGCUCCUAUUUAGACGUGACAGAGACCCAAAUGUCCGUAAACGAAGAGAUUUUGCCCAGACAAUGCUGGACAACGCUCGUUAUCACACCAAAGUCAACUAUACAUAGCUGGCAACAGCAAUGCGAAAGUCACAUCCAUCAAGGAAAGUUAAAAACUGUGGUAUAUCUAAGCUCGGGACGAAAAAGGUUGCACAGUGAGCUUCAAAGCUCGGACAUAAUUUUCACCACUUACGAAACGAUGAGACGAGAUUGGGUAGAGAAAGGUCCUUUAUUCGCCAAUUCUUGGUAUCGUGUCGUUCUUGACGAAGCACACCAUAUCAGGACGAGGGACUCCCAAAUAUUCAAAGCUGCAUGCGAAAUCCAGGCUUUGUACCGGUGGUGUUUAACCGGAACACCAAUCCAUAAUUCUCUCGACGACUUCGCAGCACUUCUGAGCUUUGUUCGUGUGCCACUGUUUAUGGAUAAAAAGAUGUUCGACUUUUGGAUAACAACGCCAGUUCAACAAAAAGUCUCAUAUGGCCUGCAAAGGCUCAGUCUCUUGAUCAAAAACACCUGUCUACGGCGUACUAAGAAGCUAACUGACCUGUCAUAUCAGUUACCUGAUCGACGAGAACAGACAGUAUGGGUAGAACUAUCACAGGGAGAUCGCGACUUGUAUACCUUUUUUGAAAGAGAGGCAGCCAAGAUUGCAUCCGGUUUUUAUCGACACAAUGUUGCAACUUCUACUCCAGAUGGUUUGAAAAACAACAUAUUAAAACUGAUCAAUUUCCUUCGCUUGAUAUGCGAUCAUGGAGAGAAACUUCUCCCUCAAUCAGCUAUUGACACUUGGCUGGCAGCAGGAGACAAAGCUAUUGAUUGGCAAAAGAUCCAGGAGUCCCAGGAAUUAUGUGAAGUUUGCGGUCUGAAGAUUGAUGGCUUCCAGGAUCAAUCUGUGAGCAGCCUCGAUGGUUCAUUUCCACAAGUCAUAUGUCGAUCAUGUCUUGCUACUACUGAGGAGAAUGAACCUAGCAGUCAUUCAAUAAACUUCUGUCAUUCUAUACCCACCACAGACGGUAUCACAGGAGAAGUAUACACUACAACUGGAGUCCCUACAUAUCAACAGUCAUCAAAGGUGAAAGCUUUGAUUGACAACCUUCACCAAGAGCAAUCUUGUUCCGACCAGUAUAGCCCAAGUCAACCCAUUAAAAGUGUCGUUUUCAGCUCUUGGAAGAAAAUGAUAGAUUUGACUCAGCAGUGCCUCGAGGCUAGCGGUUUUGUUUGUGCACGAAUUGAUGGUCAAUUAAGCCUAGAAAACCGGACGAAAGCGAUGAAACAGUUUAACUCGGAUCCUAGGUGCACUGUAAUGCUUGCCACUACUGGGAGCGCCGGUGAAGGAGUGGACUUCACAGUUGCCAACAACGUACACUUGCUAGAGCCGCACUGGAAUCCAAUGAUAGAAGCUCAGACACUUGAUCGUGUUCAUAGGAUAGGACAGUCGCGGGAAGUGCUUAUAACUAGGUAUAUGACAAAAGAUACGAUAGAAACGUAUGUGCAAUGGAUACAACGCGAAAAGCUUAAACUUAUUCAGCAGUCACUGGGCUCCAAGGAACUUUCUCAAGCAGGUGUUGAGGACGAACGAUGGAAGGUUAGAAAUUGA
Messenger RNA from Trichoderma gamsii, 1674 nucleotides. RefSeq lists its product as hypothetical. The coding region runs from base 1 to 1674 and encodes 557 amino acids. Lineage: Eukaryota; Fungi; Ascomycota; Sordariomycetes; Hypocreales; Hypocreaceae. The transcript is spliced from 7 exons. The record is from RefSeq and is a predicted model, not a curated record. Gene Ontology annotation, molecular function: ATP binding; ATP-dependent chromatin remodeler activity.